CUGGACUGUCCCGCAGCGCAGCGGGACCGCGCGCGGCUGCCGGGCGGGGAGCGGCCGCGUCCUUGCGGGAGCCUCCCGGGUGUUCAGUGAGGGAAGGGACGGAGGCGGCACUGAUGCGAAGGUGGCUGCGAAUGGAUAAAAAAAGGGCAGUUGUAUAUGACUCAUAGAAAUGGCUACAGUAACUCCUGGUUGCUUGGAAGCUAUAUAACCCAGAAGAAAAGAUCUUGAAAUCAGAGAGAACACAGCAACUCCUGAGAAGAGAUUAUAUAAAGUGGGCCAAAGUGUGUACUUCUGCCUCCCAUCUCUCAUCCCCAGACUCCUGUGCUCGCUUAAGCUGCUGGUGAAGGGCUGCAAAGAUUUUCAAGAUUUGGAGAAAGCCAAGGGUUCACCUGUGAGUCCCUAAAACAUCACAAUGCCUCCUAUUGUUGUACUUCUGGAACUACGUUGCCAAUGAAGCUAUGUUGCUUAGAGAUUUGAGAUUUGAGUGAGACCUUUCUACCUGUGGCUACCUCUUGAAUGCCUUCAUACUGGGAAAAUCCUGGCAGAGAAUGAUUUGUGGUACAGAUUGCUGGUUGGAGCUCCUCGGGAAAAGGCCUUUCCAGCCCAACAAGCCAACAGAACAGGAGGACUGUACAGCUGUGACAUUGCAUUUCCAAAUAAAAAUUGCAUACGUAUCAAAUUUGAUGAGGAGACUGACCCGAAGAUGGAGAGUAAAGAGGACCAAUGGAUGGGUGUAACUGUCCAAAGUCAGGGGCCAGGAGGAAAUGUGGUGACCUGUGCACAUCGCUAUGAGAAAAGGCAGUAUGUAAACACAGUGCAGGAAACCCGGGAUAUCAUUGGAAGGUGCUAUGUGCUGAGCCAGGACCUCACUAUUAAGGAUGAUAUGGAUAAUGGAGUUUGGAGUUUUUGUGACGGUCGUUUAAGAGGCCAUGAGAAGUUUGGUUCCUGUCAGCAAGGUGUUGCUGCUACUUUUACUAGAGACUAUCAUUAUAUUGUGUUUGGUGCCCCAGGCACUUACAAUUGGAAAGGGGUGGUUCGUGCAGAGCAAAAGAAUCAGACAUUUUAUGAUCUGGGUAUCUUUGAUGAUGGGCCUUAUGAAGUUGGUGAUGAGAGCCGCCAAGAUAAGAAUCUAGUUCCUGUUCCAGCUAACAGUUACUUAGGUUUCUCUUUGGACUCUGGUAAAGGAAUUGUCUCCCAAGAUGAGAUGACUUUUGUGUCUGGUGCCCCAAGAGCCAACCACAGCGGAGCAGUUGUUUUACUGAAAAAAGAGAAAAAUCAGAGAGCGCUUUCACUGGAGCACAUGUUUGAAGGAGAAGGGUUGGCCUCUUCUUUUGGCUAUGAUGUUGCUGUUGUGGACCUCAACAGUGAUGGAUGGCAAGACAUUGUUGUGGGAGCCCCGCAGUACUUCGACAGAAGCGGAGAUAUCGGCGGUGCUGUGUAUGUCUACAUCAACCGCCAGGGCAAGUGGGAAGGAGUGAAACCCGUUCGCUUGAAUGGAACCGCCGACUCCAUGUUUGGGCUUGCAGUUGAAAACGUUGGGGAUGUUAAUCAGGAUGGGUAUCCAGAUAUCGCAGUCGGGGCUCCGUAUGAUGGUUUUGGCAAAGUAUACAUUUAUCAUGGAUCCAAGAGUGGAAUAAAUACAAAACCAGCACAGAUUCUUGAUGGUGAAAAAACAAACACCAAUUUCUUUGGUUACUCUAUUGCUGGAAACAUGGACCUGGAUAAAAAUUCCUACCCUGAUAUUGCUGUUGGUUCCCUUUCAGAUUCUGUAAAUGUGUACAGAUCUCGGCCUGUGAUUAGCAUUAGAAAAAACAUUACAGUACAGCCUGACAGAAUUGAUCUAAAGAAAAAGAAUCCUGAGGACCACAGUGAGAUAUGGAUGGAUGUGAAAGCAUGUUUUAAAUAUACUGCAAAUCCCAGAGAUUUAAAUCCAAGAAUAAAGAUCAACUAUACGUUUGAAGUGGAAAACGAGAGGCGGCAGCUGGGCCUGCCGUCCAGGGUACGGUUCAGUGACCACUCGUCUGAUCAGUUUACUGCAAGUACAACCCUGAGGGGACAGAACUCAUGGGAAUGUGUGACUACAAAGCUUGUACUACAGGAAAAAAUUAAAGAUAAGCUACGUCCCAUUCCAGUAUCAGUCAGUGUUAAAAUUGCUGGCCUGGAGUCUAGCUCACCAUCCACAAGAAAAGAGAGUGCACUUCCAGAUCUUAUACCAAUUCUAAAUUCAAAUGAAUCUGAAACAAAGACCACAAAAGUGGAGUUCUUAAAAGAAGGAUGUGGAGAAGACAACGAAUGUCACAGCAAUCUGAAACUUCAGUACCGGUUUUGCACUAGAGAAGGAAACGAAGACAGGUUCACUUCUUUACCGCUGGAAAACAACGUGCCAGUGCUUGUUCUGAAAGAUCAGAAAGAUAUUGCCCUGGAAAUAACAGUGACAAACAAUCCAUCUAAUCUAAAAAAUCCACAAGAAGAUGGUGAAGAUGCAUAUGAAGCUAAACUAAUUGCAACUUUUCCAGACAGUCUGACGUACUCUGCAUUCAGGGAGAUGAGGGGUUAUCCUGAAAAACAGCUAACGUGUGGUGCUAACCAAAAUGGUUCUCAAGCAGAGUGUGAACUUGGAAACCCUUUUAAGAGAAAUUCCAAUGUAACUUUUUAUCUGAUCUUAAGUACCACUAAAGUUAACGUUGAUACAACAGAUUUGGACAUUAACCUGAAGCUGGAAACAACAAGCACUCAAGUUAAUUUGACUCCAAUUACAGCCAGUGCUAAAGUGGUUAUUGAAUUGCUUUUAUCGCUCACCGGAAUUGCUAAGCCUUCUCAGGUAUAUUUUGGAGGUAACAUCGUUGGUGAGAGUGGUAUGAAAUCUGAAGAUAACAUUGGAAGCCUCAUAGAGUAUGAAUUCCGAGUAACUAACUUGGGCAGACCACUGAAAACAUUUGGCACUGCUUCCCUGGACAUCCAGUGGCCUAAGGAAGUUAAUAAUGGCAAAUGGCUGCUUUAUUUGAUGAAAAUAGACUCCAAAGGCUUGGAAAAAGUCUCCUGUCAACCUGAGAAUGAAAUCAACAGUCUGCAUUUUGUGGAAUCCCAUAACUCAAGAAGGAAGCGUGAGGUUGCAGAGAAGCAGAUCUCGGACAGCCAAGCGUUUCCUUUAUUCGCAGAAAGAAAACACAAAAUCUUGGACUGCAAUGUAAAUGCACGGUGUGUGGACAUAAAAUGUCCCUUGAAGGGUUUAGACAGCAAGGCAUCUAUUGUGCUGCGUUCCAGACUGUGGAACAGCACUUUCUUAGAGGACUUCUCCAAAAUGAAUUACCUGGACGUUCUUGUUAGGGCUUCCAUCAGUGUUCCUGCUGCAGCUAAGAAUGUUAAACUCACAAAUGAAGUUGCUCAGGUGCGUGUUACUGUCUUUCCUGCAAAACCAGUAGCCCUUUAUACAGGAGUACCUUGGUGGAUCAUUGCAGUGGCAAUUCUUGCUGGAAUACUGAUGCUUGCACUGUUGGUAUUCUUGCUGUGGAAGUGUGGGUUCUUCCAGCGUUCCAGGUACGAAGACAGUGUCCCCAGCUAUCACGCUGUAAGAAUUCGAAAAGAAGAGCGACAGAUCAAAGAUGAGACAAAACAGUGGUUCACAAAAUGGAAUGAAAAUGAAAGUUAUUCUUAGGGAAAAAUGUUCUCCAUCCAGAAAGUUCAGAUAGAGGUUAAGGUUUUCAUUAAUGGAAUACUGAUGGAGUUAGACCUAUGAACACUAUGGACACUCACCAUUUGAUUGUAGAUAUUACUACUUAUACUGAGGCUUUUAUUUGCACAGUUAAAAUUGCUUCAACAGACUUUAUUUGCAUUAUUUAAUUUUCAGACUGCCUCUUUCCCCCCUCAAAUCUAACCCACAGUUCAGAAAAUACUAUGCUGAUUUGGGGUCUUUUCUGCAAAAUAUGCAAAACCACUAUAGCAGACCUUUUCCUGUGAUCCUGACCUUCUUCCUGGUAUGUAAGGAACGGGCGAUUAACGUCAAGACAGGUUCUCCAUUGUUCCCUCAAUACAUAGUGCUUUACAAACACACAGUGGCCUUAACACACUUUGUUCAAGUAUAACUGAAGACCUGCAAGUUUGCUUUAGUCAUAACCUUUACCUGCUGCAGUAGUUAGGGCUUAACAAGAAGCAUCAUCUUAAAUUACAUGUGCAAUGGGUCAUGUUGCUUGAUUUUUUUAAAUUUUUUUUUUUAAGAUCAGAUUGUGUGAUUCUUGCUCACUACAAAUAUACACAGGUUUUUUUUUUUUAAAAAGAGAGGCUUGAAUAUUAGAUGUACUUUUUGUAUAUAUAUAUUUUAGUCAUUUUUGUAUUUAUUUUUGUUAUAAAUCAUUGUCUUUGACUAACUGUUAGGCCAAAGACUUAAAUGAAUUUUCAAAUCCACUGUGUUUUUGAACUUAAGAUUAUGAGACCUGAGGCUUUCACUGCAUUUUAAUAAGUAACUGAAGGUGCCAAUACUUUCUAAAAAUGUAAAUAUUUAUGCUAAUAAUGUGUUUGGGACCUUUCUUUUCCUGAUACUUGUAAGUUUAUGUGUUGUAACAUCAGGUCUUGUAACAUGAUUUGUAUAUUAUUGCAGACUAUUUAAGGAUUUGGACACCAAGCAGAAGUAGGGGUUUAGAUAGAGUUUUAUACUUGCUGUAAGAAAGUGAGUUCUCUCAAAACAGCUUUCCAGCUUCAUAAGGACAUCCUGUUUGGCAAAAGGCAUUGACUACUGCAACUGUUAUACAGCACUUGAAGGAGUCUGUAGAUGCCUCAUGUACCUUAACCGUGUGGAUCUGGAGCUGAUCCACAUUGAGACUACUGAAUCAUCUCGAAUACCUGAAUGUUGAUAAAGCAGAACCAUGAUGUUGUUCAUCAGUAAUCUAGUUACUGUACCAUAAGUGAUAAAAUUAUUUAAAGAGUUUACUUUUUUACCCAUGUUUUAAAGUGUUGGUACUAUUUAAGAACAAAGAUUUAGUUCAAAACUGUUUAUUCCGUGUGAAACAAAAUUCUGCUCAAAAAGUAUGCAUUUAAUUGCUCGUAAGUUGAACUAUGCAAAAACCUCUUGGUACUUUUUCCCCUCAUAGGGUAAAAACCUGCUAGGAGGGCAGUUGUCAAGUGUCUUAUUUUUACUACUAACUUUGAACAUUAGUACGAAGGUGUGGUCACCUAAAAAGUUACAAUUAAUGUACUACACUCAUCUUUCUUAACACUAAAUAAUCUCAAUAUGUUAUGACUGAUUUUAUGAACAUUUGCAUAUGAAUGUUGAUGUUACCCAGUGUUUGAGCUUUUAAAAUUCUAGCUUAUUUGCUGAAAGGCUCAGCAACAUCAGAAGCCAGGCUAAUCAGGGGCUAAGAAGCUUAACAAAUACCCCUGAAUCUAAAAGCAGAUUCUGGCCCUCGCCUAAGAACAUGAAUGUCUUAGCAGUGUUAAAGUGAAAGUUCUUGAAAAAUAAGUCAUGUCACUGGUAUACUUUUAUCUCAAACUUUCAUUGUACUGGCUAACAAUGCUACAUCAUUCCAUGAUUAGAAAUGACCUGUGGAUAUUUGUAUAGAAGUGUGAAAUAAAUUUUUUUUAAUUAAA
Molecule: messenger RNA, 5580 nt
Organism: Chiroxiphia lanceolata (lance-tailed manakin)
Lineage: Eukaryota; Metazoa; Chordata; Aves; Passeriformes; Pipridae
Gene: ITGA6
Product: integrin subunit alpha 6
Exons: 29
Coding region: 704-3655 (983 amino acids)
Biological process (GO): cell adhesion mediated by integrin; cell-matrix adhesion; cell-cell adhesion
Cellular component (GO): integrin complex; external side of plasma membrane
Molecular function (GO): integrin binding
Source: RefSeq, a predicted model, not a curated record